Molecule: messenger RNA, 1631 nt
Organism: Paramecium sonneborni
Lineage: Eukaryota; Ciliophora; Oligohymenophorea; Peniculida; Parameciidae
Source: the annotation of a GenBank genome assembly
AUGAAUCCUUAAUAAGGAAAAAAACAAGACAAUAUAAAGCAACAAUUUAAUAUUUCAGAAUUCAUAUUAGAAAAACUUUUAAAUGAUUUUGGUUAGAAAUCUAUUGAUAGAAGAGUAUUUAAUAAAUUUAAUAAAGUUAAUCACUUGUUAUGUAAAUGAUUAUAAAUCUAAAUAUUCAUCAUAUAAUGAAUAGGGUGUAAGAUAAUUAAAAAUAGAUGUCAAAUCAGCAAUUUCUAAAUCUAUCUCUGAAAAAGAACAGAUAUUAACAAACCUUAUGAAUUAAUCUAAUUAAUAAUAGUUACAAAAUAAUUAACAAUCAAAUUCAUAUAGUUAGAAAAGAAAUAGAAAUCAAAAAGCUAACACUUAAACUCAAGAAAAGCCAUAUUAAAAAAUAAAUAAGGUUGCUUAAGAUAUAAAUAGACAAGAUUCUGUACCUUCAAGAUAGAAAUCAAUUUAUGAAUUAGAUGAUGAAAACCAAGAUGAAUGGGCUGCUAUUAUAAAAUAUGAUACAGCUAUGUAUUUAAAAGAAUAAAUAGAAAUAAAAAAGAAAUAAUAACUUAUGAGAUAAAAAUUAAAAGAAGAUUUGGAUAAGUAAUUAAAAGAAAAAGAAUAAUAAAAAAAAUAAGAUGAAUAAAAAGAAGCUUAAUUUGUAUAAUUAAAUUAAUAAAGGAAAAUUGAAUUUGAGUAAAUAGAAAAAUUAAAAAAAGAAUCUUUAAAACUAAAAUAAUAUUAAGAGAAAAAGUUAAGAGAUGAACAAGUUUAUAAUGAAAAAAUGAGAAAGUAAUACUCUAUAUAAGUUAAUUUUAGGCAAGAAAUUCAGAGAUAAUCAAAACUAUAAGAAGAUGAAAUUUUGUAAUAAUUAAAAAAUGAUAUCAAUAAAGAAUCUUUGUAAAUUAAUAAAAAAAGAUAAGAAUAAAAAGAAAAAAUUUAAUUAAUGCUUAAAGAAAAUGAAUUACUAAGAUAAAAGGUAAAUAUCAUAAUAAUUUUAAGGCUUAAGAUGAAUUGAAAUAAUAAAGAGAUCUUGAAUUAAAAUUACAAUAAAUAGAGUUGCAGAAAUAAAUUUUAGAGGAUGAAAAAAGAGAAAAUCAAAAAAAAGAAAGAGAAGAGAAGAUUAAAUAAUUUAUGAAUAAUUAUAGCUUUUAGGUUCUCAGUAAAUAAUAAGAGUAAGAAGAAAGUGAAGAAAAAUAUUUAUUAGAAUAAUUAAAAUAAUAAGAAGAAAUAGAAAAAUAAAAAAUUAUUGAAAAAAAAUAAAAAGAUAAAGAAAAAAUAGAACAAAUAAAAUAAUAAUUAUAAUUGUAAAUACAAUAAAAGUAGAAAAAAAAAUUAUCAGAAGAAGAAGAACAAAAGAUUUAAUUUCUUGAAUAAUAACUUGAAUUAAUUAAUUUUUCAUAGAAAUAGCAAGAAAAAUAAGAAGUAAUUAUUAUAAUUGAAAUAAAUAAUAGUAAAUUAAAAAAUUUCGUAAAUAGAACUAAGAUGAUAUUAAGAAAUAAAUAGAAGAGACAAGGAAUAAAAGUUUGCAUGAAAAGAUGUCAAGGUUAGAAUUACUUUAAAAUAAAAGUUUGCUCAAAAACAUUGCAAAUGAUUAAGAAAUAAAAACAAAGUUUAGGAAAGUAAAUGUUUCUUUAAAAUGA